Messenger RNA from Diceros bicornis minor, 976 nucleotides. RefSeq names its product TM2 domain containing 1 (gene TM2D1). NCBI's taxonomy places the organism in Eukaryota, Metazoa, Chordata, Mammalia, Perissodactyla, Rhinocerotidae. Gene Ontology annotation, biological process: apoptotic signaling pathway. The coding region runs from base 8 to 628 and encodes 206 amino acids. The transcript is spliced from 7 exons. The record is from RefSeq and is a predicted model, not a curated record. Gene Ontology annotation, molecular function: G protein-coupled receptor activity; amyloid-beta binding.
UCCCAGCAUGGCGGCCGCCGGGGCCUCCGGACCGGUUGCUCCCGCCACUGUGGCCGCCCGGAUGCUGGGGGUCCUGUGGCUCGUGUCCGUCACCGCGGGGUCUGGGGGCGCCGCCGCCGCCGCCGGGAGCGAGGACACGCUCAAGUGCGAGGACCUCAGAGUGGGACAAUAUAUUUGUAAAGAUCCAAAAAUAAAUGAUGCUACACAAGAACCAGUUAACUGUACAAACUACACAGCUCAUGUUCCAUGUUUUCCAGCACCCAACAUAACUUGUAAGGAUUUUGGUGGCAAUGAAACACAUUUUACUGGAAACGAAGUUGGUUUUCUGAAGCCCAUAUCUUGCCGAAAUGUAAAUGGCUAUUCAUACAAAGUGGCAGUUGCACUGUCUCUUUUUCUUGGCUGGUUGGGAGCAGAUCGAUUUUACCUUGGAUACCCUGCCUUGGGUUUGUUGAAGUUUUGCACUGUGGGCUUUUGUGGAAUUGGGAGCCUAAUUGAUUUCAUUCUUAUUGCAAUGCAGAUUGUUGGACCUUCAGAUGGAAGUAGUUACAUUAUAGAUUAUUAUGGAACCAGACUUACAAGACUGAGUAUUACUAAUGAGACAUUUAGAAAAACGCAGUUAUAUCCAUAAAUGUUUUCUAAAAGAAACGGAUUUGGGCCUCCUUGAUUUUAAUAGAGAACUCUCAGUAUGUGGAUUUCCGGAUUUUCCUUUUUCCUUCUUCACGUACCACUUUAUGGAUUCUAUAUAAUUUUUUGUCAUUGUUGAUGUUCUUCUUCUGUUGUUUUAGUUAAAAGCAUGUUAUUCUGAGAUUUAUUUAAUAGGACUUUCUUGAGAUCUGUAUGAUAGUGGAGUCUCUCUUAGGCUACUGUCUCUAUGAGAUAGACAGCUUAUUACCUCCGUAUUCUUUAAUGUCUUUUCCAAAGACAGUUGCCACUUGUCAUUUAUGCUUCUGAAAAAUAAAAGUAUGACUUACUCACA